This is a messenger RNA of Ruditapes philippinarum (Manila clam), 290 nucleotides long. RefSeq lists its product as uncharacterized. Gene Ontology annotation, molecular function: oxidoreductase activity. The record is from RefSeq and is a predicted model, not a curated record. The transcript is spliced from 4 exons. Lineage: Eukaryota; Metazoa; Mollusca; Bivalvia; Venerida; Veneridae. The coding region runs from base 1 to 282 and encodes 93 amino acids.
AUGUAUAUUUGGUUAUGUGGCCGGUUAAGUUCUUUACUAAACUUUAAGAUAGAAUCAGCGGACCGCAAGGAUCAACCUAUACCUGUUGGCUGGGCAGUGGAUAAAGAUGGGAAAUCAACAACAGACCCUAAACAAGCAACAGGUUUAAGUCCUCUGAGUGGAGCAGAGAAUACAUCUGGGUACAAGGGCUAUGGGUUGUCAAUGAUGGUAGAGAUUUUCUGUGGAAUACUCAGUGGUGCCAAUUACGCUCACAAUGUCCGGAAAUGGAAAAAAAUCUCAUAGACAAGCAA